CUACCAGCGACAUCUGGUUACGACUGACUAAGCGAGUAACUCCAGUCGUUCGAGUAGUUGUAUUUACGAGAAAAUAUGCUGAGAACUUCAUUUGUUACAAAUGAAUUGCGAAUAACAAUAGAAUGAUAAUUGUCGACUUUUUAAAAAAGUUCGAGGUUCACUCGUCUCUGAUAUUGAUUUUUUUACUUCUCAUUCGGCAGUACGCGACGCCUGAAGAAAAAAUGACUACCAUAGGAGUUAACUUCGAAGUAUUUGGCAAAGUUCAAGGUGUAUUCUUCAGAAAGUUCACUGCUUCGAAAGCGAAAGAGCUUGGAUUAAAUGGUUGGUGUAUGAAUACCAAUGAUGGAACUGUUCGUGGUUACAUCGAAGGGAAUAUGAGUAAAAUUGAUGAAAUGAAAAAUUGGCUUCAAUAUAUUGGCAGUCCAAAAUCAUCUAUUCUUAAGGCUGAAUUCAAAAACGAAAAAGGAUUGAAUAAUUUGACUUACCAUAACUUCACCAUUAAGAAAUAACAUCCAUAAUAACGUAUUUCAUAAAGUAUUACUUAGCAUGCCUUAACAUUUGAGAGAGAAAAUGAUUGAAGCUUUCAUUUAAUUUUUUGUUUUGCAUACUAUAGUAAUGUUUUAUCAUACCUACGUGUAAAUUUAUUAGAAAAUGUGAUAACGAGAAAUAUCAACAAACUAUCGUAUACUUUUC
This is a messenger RNA of Ceratosolen solmsi marchali, 693 nucleotides long. Its product is annotated as acylphosphatase-1. The transcript has 4 exons. The record is from RefSeq and is a predicted model, not a curated record. Gene Ontology annotation, molecular function: acylphosphatase activity. Bases 123 to 509 code for a protein of 128 amino acids. Lineage: Eukaryota; Metazoa; Arthropoda; Insecta; Hymenoptera; Agaonidae.